Molecule: messenger RNA, 612 nt
Organism: Cannabis sativa
Lineage: Eukaryota; Viridiplantae; Streptophyta; Magnoliopsida; Rosales; Cannabaceae
Product: rac-like GTP-binding protein RHO1
Exons: 7
Coding region: 1-612 (203 amino acids)
Biological process (GO): establishment or maintenance of cell polarity; actin filament organization; regulation of cell shape
Cellular component (GO): cell projection; nucleus; plasma membrane
Molecular function (GO): protein kinase binding; GTPase activity; GTP binding
Source: RefSeq, a predicted model, not a curated record
AUGAGGGCUUCUUCUUCAUCUUCAUCUUCAUCUUUGAGGUUCAUAAAAUGUGUGAGUGUUGGUGAUGGAGCUGUGGGAAAGACUUCUCUUCUUAUUUCUUACACCACUAAUACUUUCUCUGAGGAUUAUGUUUCAACUAUUUUUGACAAUUUCAAUGUAAAUGUGGAUGCGAAUGAAAAUACUAUUAACUUGGGAUUGUGGGAUACAACUGGACAAGAGGGUUAUAACAGGUUAAGACCAUUGAGUUAUCAUGGGACUGAUGUGUUUAUACUAGCAUUCUCUCUCAUUAGCAAAGCUAGUUAUGAAAAUGUUUCCAAGAAGUGGAUUCCUGAAUUGAAGCAUUUUGCACCAGGUGUUCCAAUUAUUCUUGUUGGAACUAAACUUGACCUUCGAGAUGACACACAAUUCUUCAUAGACCAUCCUGAUGCUGUUCCAAUUACUACAACUCAGGGAGAAGAACUGCAAAAACUUAUCGGAGCAGUUGCUUAUAUCGAAUGCAGCUCGAAAACACAGCAGAAUGUGAGAGCAGUCUUUGAUGUGGCCAUAAAUGUAGUCCUUCAACCCUCUAAACAGAAGAAAAAGAAAAGCAAAGCACAUUGCUCCAUAAUGUGA